Frankliniella occidentalis (western flower thrips) is the source of this 4932-nucleotide messenger RNA. RefSeq names its product erythroid differentiation-related factor 1. Gene Ontology annotation, molecular function: protein binding. The transcript has 21 exons. NCBI's taxonomy places the organism in Eukaryota, Metazoa, Arthropoda, Insecta, Thysanoptera, Thripidae. The coding region runs from base 152 to 3943 and encodes 1263 amino acids. Gene Ontology annotation, biological process: positive regulation of DNA-templated transcription. The record is from RefSeq and is a predicted model, not a curated record.
GAACUUUCGGAGAUUUACAAGUUUACGUACACUACUCUGACUCUGAGGUUACUUUUCUUGUAAUUGUUUGUUGUGGUUACUCACAUCAGGUGGAUAAACUUAUAUUCAAGCCGAACUCAGCAAGAAAUUUACUCGCUUCUUUAAGAAAGCAAUGGAGGAGGCAAGCGGCAAUAAUGACAACCCAAAGCCGCGGGAUGCAGAGUUCCCAUUGACUGAUAUGAGGAAUUGGCAGCUCAUACCUUCUGCUAACGAAUCUCCGGUCAAGUCAACAGCAGUGGUGAAGUACUCGGCCGUGCAGCGAGCUGCCUCCUUUGCAAGACUACAGUGCAACACUGAUUUAAAUUUACCCCCAUCAAACUGGUUGACUAGCUCAGCUGAAUCAUAUGGCCUGCAACAUGUCCCAACACAUUCGACAGGUUUUUCGAGCUUUCGUUUAGCCCACAUGUUUCCAGAUUGUGUGGUGGGUCAAGUUGAUAUAGUAUCGGACGCUGAAAAUAUUAAGAAACUUCUAAAAAUUCCAUACAGCCGUGGUGCAGUCAGCAUGAUAGUGCAUAGAGUUGAUAAUACACUUUUAAUUGAUGACUUCGAUGUCCAUAAAUUAUUACUGCAACAGUCAAAAUCAGACUGGGAAUGGCUUCGUGAAUUUUUGCUCAACCAUGUUUUCCAGAGUAUGAGCAUCAAGGAUAAAGGUUUGGUUCCAAGUCAUCAUCGGAGAUCAGCUCUUCAGAGUAAACACCUUGUCAGUAAAUUCUUGCAUCAUAGUCUUGCUGCUACAAACCCUCCACCACCUCCACCACUAUUGCAACCAGCCUCCCACUUUUCCGUUUCUGCUUCAGAACCACCUCUGCCUGAGCCUAAAGCCACAGAAGAGCUUCCUGGCUCAGGAUCAAAGGAUCACAAAUUUCUAAGAAAUGUUGUAUGGAAUUUCGAAGACUUGCAAAUGCUACUUGGAACUGACAUGCCAAUAUUUGGUGGACCUGCUCACCCUUGUAUUAGUUUACGCUUAUGUGAUAUGGCGAAACCCAUCAGUGUACUAACAGGAAUUGACUAUUGGUUGGACAACUUAAUGAGCAAUGUCCCAGAAGUAGUUAUGUGUUUUCAUCUAGAUGGGAUUGUUAAACGAUAUGAAUUAGUUAAAACCGAAGAUCUGCCAUAUUUUAAUGAGUCAAAGUUUUCACCUAAAGUUAUACGAGAUGUUGCUCAAAAUAUUUUAUCUUUUUUAAAGACCAAUGCUGCCAAAGCAGGGCACACCUACUGGUUGUUCAAAGGAAAAGAUGAUGAUUUUGUGAAAUUGUAUGAUCUGACAUCUUUAUGCUCGGAAAAUGUUGAUGAGAAGGGUCAGAAUCCGUUCACUGUACCCGUUGCUAUGCUUCUAUAUAGAGUUGCCCGUAAUAUGAAGCACUCAGUUGAAGGACAGUACAAGAGAAGUACAAUAGCUGUUCUAUUAGACAACUGUGUUCGUUUACUUGAUGCUCAAAAGUAUCCUCAGAUUGUCACAUCAGCUCAUUAUAUGUUAUCAGACCUGUUUAUACCAGCUACUAUAGAUCCAGCCAAACCACUAUUUGAUGAUGAGUUAGAUGAUGAAGAAAAACAAGAGGGUAAUGAAAAUUUAAAUAAUACUUCUACCAAAUCUUUAUAUAAAAAGAAAGAUGCGACUGAAACGAAGAGCACUCGGAAAAAGACUCGGCAUAGCUCCCUCAUUCAUUCAUCUGACUCUGAAACUGAAGAUAUAAAUGAUGAAAAGGAGUAUGAGAAAGGAAAAGUUUUUAAAGACUAUCCCAGAAAUUCUCUAACAACAGUAAUGUCUUUAAACCUUUUGAACAGUGAUAUCGACCCCAAAAAUGAAAUUGAUGAUGAUGAAGCUGCCAAAUUUCCCAAGCCACCCCCGCUUGCCUCAAGUGUGCCUGAGCGUUGCAUGCUAGCACUGAAGCACAUAGCCAUUGGACUUCAGUGUCUUCUGUAUUUUGGGCAGUCAGAAGAUGAAGAAUCAGGUAAUGAACCACAAAGACACGAGGAAGAGGAGGCCCCUCAAAUGGCUAAACCUUUUGAACCAAUUCCAAUGCCCUAUGUCCCAUUGAAAAAAAGUGACAAGAAGGAAGACUCUGAAAAACAGUCCAAGGGGAAAAAAAGUAAGAGUAAACAUGCCAACAAGGGCACCAGUGAUGAGAAAAAUUCCAAAAAUGGUGCAGAUGGUAUUAAGAAAUUACUGUGUCCAAUGCCAGCAGGCUGCAUGCCAACUUGGCAGACUCCUGAUGCCAAUGAUAAUGUGUCAUGGAAUGCUCAUCUUAAAACUCUAUUGUAUGAGAAAGCUUGUUUAGUGUAUGCCACUCUUGCAGAACAUGCAUACGCUUCAGAGAGGUAUGGACGGGCUGUGCAAAUGGUGGGACGAGUCCUGCGAUGUCGCGAGGCCUUGGAUCGUCUUCUUAGGCCCUCAAACCCAAAUCGCGCCCAGCGAGGAGGUCUGGAGAGUUACCUGCUAGGUCGUGCUGGUGACUGUUGUUUCAUGAUGGUCCAGGAUUGGCCCCAAAUCGAGCUCCAUCGUCGGGAUCUCGUGUCCAAUACGGGAGUUGAUGCCGAAAUAGAGCACGAAAUGUUCCGUGAUUGUCCGGAACUCGACAGUGCUGAGCUGAGUUUGUUGCCUGAAAAACUUGAGACGAUGGAGCAGAUGCUCAAGACCGGACUAGCUUGCUAUGAGCGAGGUCUUGCUCUUAGUCCAGAACUCCUUAACUUUCAUCGCAGGAUUGGUAAUGUGCACAACGAGUUAGGAUGCCUGUACAUGAGUCAAGCUCAAGUUAGAUAUGAUGACGCGGUCAAAAGGAUGAACCUUACCUAUGACAGAAUGGAUCCAAUCCUUAAGACAAGUUUUCGUGCCAAAUUUGACUUGUCCUUGUCUCAUUUAGAAGCUGGACUACGAUCUUUUGAGACUGUCAAUGACAAGGCCAAUCUUGCUCUCCUAUACUCCAACACUGGAAGAUUGCUAAGAUUGUGUGCCCACUUCUAUGCACCUGCAGGGGCUGACCCAAAAGAGCACUUUUUCCAUGAGCGCUCAUUUUAUAACAGAUCACUCACAAAUUAUCAACAAGCACUUGCAAACCUAGGUCAAAGAAAAGGUCAUGAGGAUAUAUGGGAUGCUGUGUUGUGGGAGCUGUCAACAGCUUUGUAUAAUAUGGCUAUUCUUGCGGUUGAGUCACCAGCUCCACAUGUCAAAACAGCAGAUGAUGCUGUGAGAAUGGCCAUAGAUUAUGUUCAUCGUGCCCUAAAAUACUGUGAUUUGGAAACUCCAGGAAUGAGACUUCCUGUGUAUCAGUUUAGGGCUGCUGUUCUUCACCAUCGUUUGGCUUCAUUGCAUCACAACUCAUACAGAGCUUCGUUUGAGAAGGAUGAACGGCAUGCUCGAGCUGCUUUGCAAUCCAGUCGACUGCACUAUGACAAAGCAUGUGAUAUCUAUAUUAUGAUAGAGCAUUAUCAUGAAUAUCUCAGUGUAUUGCUGGAGAAAAUGGCUCUUACAGAAUUUAUUGCCAUAAAUAAUUCUACACCAAGCGCCAAAUUGCGGUAUACUAAGGAAGUUUUAGAAAUGAUCUUCGCUUCUGUUCCAAAGCUCUCGGGUUUUACAGAUAGAACAGAUCCUCAAAAGGCAGCAGGAGAUGCACCUACUCUAUCAAAAGAAAAGUCAGAAGUUGAUGAAGAUGAAAGAGAUCUAGGACUCUUAAAACUAUUUGAGCAACGUAUGCAAAGAAAUCUUCUAUUGGCCACAAAGCUGUCAUCACAAUGUACAAAAAAAGAAUCAACGGCCCAGGAAUCAACAUACAAAUCUAUGUAUGCUUUAUCCUUACGAGUGGCACCUGUACCAGAGGACAAGAGAGAAGCUGUGAUUGCACUUGCUAAACAUUUGAUGGAGACUUGUUCUAAAAUUGAAAGUAUAUUUAAAUCCAAGCUUAAGUAAAUGAUAUUUAACUUUUCUUUUUAACAACCAAAGGCAUAUGAUAUGUGAUUUAUAUUAGGUUUACUGAGAUGUGAAGUAAAACAAGUGGGUUGUGGCUGACGGUCAGCAUCAAACAUGUAUAUUUUUGACUUAUCCCUGGUAUUUGAUAUUUGAUUGCCACCAGAUGUAUGUAGUCUAAGUCAGCUUAUCUUACUUAUUUUUGUGUGCUACUUCAUAUCUUUUAAUAAGACUUAUCUAUUUUUGUUGAUAUAAAUGUAGCUUUCCUAUUGUACUUUCAAAACAGUGCUGUGAAUUUUUUUUUACAUAUUGGUUCUUUCUUAGGAAAGUUGUGUGAUAUUAUAUUUUUGUUAGUUUUUUUUUUGUAGUGUACUUUUGUUUAAUGACAAUGACAAUCUUAUACCUAUAAGUACAGGUAUAAAUAUACCAAUAGGAUUGCCAUUAUCCUAGGUAAUCUCACACUAUCCUUUUCUUCUCUGACAGAAAUGCGUGUUUUUUUUUUUUAAUACUAAAAUAUAUUGCAAUUUGUAAUUACAAUGUCCAUGCCUGUUUUUUUUGUAUUUCAAGGCUACAUAACUUUAUGAAAUGAGCCGUCCUCUGUGAAUGAUGUUAGGCACCAUGUAAUUUGUUUUUUUGCAUUCUUGAGUCUGAAUGGGUAUAUAUCUAAAAGAAUCAAUCUGAAUUCAGAUGUAACAAGUACAGUCCUCACUCUUAAUUUAAUAGAUUGACUUCAAGUUGACUGCUGUCUGUACUUAUGCGCAUGUGCGCAUGUUAAAACAUUUUUAACCCUACUGUAGUAUAGUCCUUAACUACAUUUUUCUUUUCCUCUGUCUCCAUAUAUACCUAAUCACAAAUUACAUGCCAUUACUUGCUCAAAUUGUACAUAAUACUAUAAUUUGAGUAUUUUUAUGCUAGCGGCCCACCGUUGAGUUUACAAUCCUUGUAUGACCAAAAAUGUAGCAGCAGAAUUAAAAGCUUCUUAUAAGUGUGAA